Messenger RNA from Pseudo-nitzschia multistriata, 5970 nucleotides. NCBI's taxonomy places the organism in Eukaryota, Bacillariophyta, Bacillariophyceae, Bacillariales, Bacillariaceae. The record is from the annotation of a GenBank genome assembly.
GGAUUCGAGAAAAUCAGUCCCCAGAACGGCAUCGAACAGAUCAAGAACGCCCAAUAAGGUUAGUAUUUCGUUCGCCGAGGACUCGGGUGCAUUAGUAAAAACAAUUUUUUUCAUUCUUGAAGGAAAGGAUUCCAAAAACGACCGCAGUGCGUCGUCUUUUGAGAAAUAUUUGUCGGCUCCUUUUCGUAUGUAUUCGUCGUAAUGUUUUGAGUCAAAUUCAUAUCCCUCUCCAAUGAGACCCCGUUUGGUUAAGUUAUAUUUUUCAAAGAUGGGUUGCCACACUUUAUGGGCUUCUUCUAAAUUGGUGAUAGCAUCGAAUUUUCCUCCCUCCGUUUCGACCAUGAAUUUGAAAAUAUUUGAAUGAAUCUCUUCUUCGUACCCGCAUGCAUGGUCGUACAGUGUUCCGUCCAAGUCGAACAACAGCGUAUCUAUUCUCUCGUCACCGCCAUUUUGUAGGACUUCUGGAUGCACUAUGUUCGUCGUCAAUUUUUCCUUUGAAGUCAUGCCGCAGCAUUGUCAUUGUUUUGCCAGGGUUUGGAAACUGGCAAUUCCUUUCAUUAUUUCAUUGUUUUGCGUUACUCGUACUUUUUGGAAGUGUGGUACGUACGGUUGUGAGGCAAUACCACGUAGCAAAUCACUUAAAUCACGAGUGAAUAGUGAGUGAAUGGUAAGUGACAGCAAUACUAGGCACAACCACUCAACUCACUCUUUACUGUAAACCAUGUAUUAUUGUACACUAAGGAGUCUAUCAGUAUUCACAGGUUAUGAGCAACAAUAACAUACCACAGCUCAUCACCAUCAUCAGCAACAUAACAAAGACAUAAGAAGAAGCUUUCAACCUGGCCAAGGAAGAAUGCACCAGGACCUUUAGCAGCAGCACUUAGCAAGCCCCGAAUCAGACAAUUUCGAAAGAGAACCCCCCAUACUGAAACCAUGUAGAACCCUACGGUACAGAUUCUUCAAACACUGGUGUCAACACAGCAAGAAUAUUGACACCAACAUCACCAAACCUGUGAUAGCUACAUUAAAACAACACACCAGCUACCACCAAAACAACCAAAAUGGCACCAACACAGAAACAGUCAUCUUACAAGCAAAAUGAGAAGUAACMUUUCAAGCUGCAGACACCAUUAAGGACCUCCACAAUUUCAAGCUGCAGACACCAUUAAGGACCUCCACAACGGCCUGGCAAAAACAAAGAAUAGUCAAAACUCACCAGUCAUGAACAAGACAUCACACUGGAGAUGGAUCAAACAGCCUCAGCUGCCCAGGAAAGCAUUGCAGUAACCAAGCAUAACAGAAACUGAUAUCAGAAGAUCUAUCAAGGAACACCUAUUGACAGAUCCCUCUGUGGAAGACACCAUAAAAACCAAAAUAGCCUCCUCACUCAACACCAUUGUCACCUCAAAAGAUUUUUGAACAAACAUUGAUACCUCCAUCCAUACAUAUGUAACUCAAUCACCAACACUGAAAAAACUAAUUAGUCACCAAGUACAAGGCAGCAUCAUUAGCACCAACAACAGUAAAUAUCCAUCAAGAAAGAACCAACAACAAAAACAAAAUACAUGCAUAACAAUAACUCACCUACACAACAGUCUGUUGGCAACAGAUGGAGAAAUUCAAUAAAUUAAUCCCAAUCACCAGCCACUACCUCACCUCUACUGAAUUCACAGCAAUAUAUAAUGAACUGUAUGGAAUAAUGCAGCUGGAACGCCUUCUCCUAGUAGCACUGCUGGAUGGCCUACCUGACCUUGGAACAUGAAUCCCACCAAACCAUGGGGAAACUCAGGAAAAUAUUGAGAAGAUAGGAGCCUACAUCUACCAAAGGAUCUCUUGACUCCUUCCAAGUGGUCACCCUCCAUGGUCUCUUAUCCCCCUGUACACAACAAAGACAAGACUAUGAAGCACUAUAUGCCCUGCCUCAUGCGUCACUCUCUGGAUUACCUUCUUGAGCCAACCAAAAAAUAGCUGGGGCCUAGAACGGACAGCACAGGAUGACCCUGGUACAUAUGUUGGAAAGCCCCAGGACCACGUGAAGAACAGCCACCUGAGCCACAAUUACAUCUGCACAGAAUUUGAACAAAGUUAUGGACUGGUAUGAUACCAAGCAAUGAUGACACACUUCAACUAUACAGCAGGAUGUUGCCUACUGGUACAACUUGAUAAUCAUGGACAAGUAACCCCAAACUUCAAACACAAGCCUGUUCCAGACCAUUUGCAACUAACAUUGCUCACAACCUUAAUUAUGGAUCACCCAAACAUUACACCAGCAAACACCCAAGAACCAAUACCAACCAAUCAUUACAAGAAAGGUCGACACAACCAACACUUGCAAGAACAAUUUUGAAUAUAAAAACAAGGUUCAGUAUGAAUGUUGCCACACAUAUGGCCAUAAGAACAUCAGGGACCAAAUUUGCYGGUUUGGCGAUCAAAUGCACGUUGCACAAAAAUAUCCCUCAUCACUGCCAACCAAAUUGAAAAACAAUWAAGUCAAACAUGAUGACAACACAAACAGCAAGAAAGUAGACAAUCACUUUGAAAGCCACCUCAAUGGAAGAUGCAUCACUGGAAUGGAACAAGAACAAGAACAAGAACAAGAACAAGAACAAGANGAACAAGAACAAGAACAAGAACAAGAACAAGAACAAGAGGAUCUGACACAGCUCUUCACAUGAUCCAUGGUACCUGAGGAAUAGGAUACACAUCUUGUUCCUAGCAGAGCUUAGUCUACAAAACACAACCAUGAUCCAACCUCUUCAUGUCACCAGCAGGAACAAUGUGGCAUAGUACAAAAACUUUGCCCAUGCAGCAUCCCUUUCGCAUGUACCAAACCACAUGACAACCACCAUAUAUUUGAGCACACCACCAAUCUUGACUAACAACAAUGAAACAAAAUAUCCACAGAGGGAAUACACCAAGAACCACCAUGGUCCCCCAAAGCCUUUCAUAAUUAGGUCUUUUGCGGUUCGCUUCAAGUGGAAGUCAAACUGUCAUCAUCCAGUCGUGGCAUGAAAUGUAUUUUGUGGAAGAAACUGUUAUCUUUCAAAGAAACGGCGACUAUUGGCUCUGUAUAGUUUCUGGAAGAAACAGUUUAUAGAGCCUAAAAACAGCCAUUCAUUUUGUACUACAGUCUACGUUAAAAAAACUUCAUACCUGAUUUUUAGGUUUUCUACCCCCUCAGACUCCCCUUUCCAUCAACAAUUUCAGUCGAGAAAAAACUAUUCUAGUAUUUUUUUUUCUUCUCGACUUCCAUGAUAAAAGGGGGAUGCGCGGAUUUUGAUUUAGUCGUAAAGAAACGCCUGUCCGUCACUCGUUCCUUCGACAGAAAAAUUAGCGUUCUAAUCUUCCGUUUUCUUUCUGGUUCACAUGGAUUACAGAUCGUUCUUCRUUACGGUGCGAGAUGCGAUUGCAACAGCGACUACGACCAACAUCAAUUACCCAUAGCUAUCCAGCAUUCUAUGGGGAAGAUACUAUCACUGUAGAGAACCACAGCUUCCCAAAAAAUGAAGUCAAUGAUUUCUGCUUCCCAAAAAUUAACUGCAUGCAGUGCUAUACUGGCAAGACGGACAUGUAAUAAUGGAUUACGGCCGAUGUCCCUUCUUGUGGAGCGGCAACAAAAGCAACCGCAUCUGUCGUCUUYCCCAUCCUCUUCUAUCAUCGCCCAUGAUCCAAGCCGUAAACAGUUUUCAUUUCUUCGCCGAAGUACACCAGUUUCGAUGAUGGCGAAACUCGAAAUUUUAUCGUUGGGAAGCGAAGAUGUGACAUCUGGAAUUUUGACUCAGAUCUUGCCCGUGAAUUCUAUGGUACGCGCAGGGGAUGUGGUGGCUACCGUUAUACUCUCUCCGAGGAUAGAGACAAUUGGAAGCGACACCAUCAAGGAGGACGAGACGAGAAGCGAUAAUUAUGAUGUAGAAGAGUUGUCGGUCUAUGCACCAAAAACAGGUAGAAUAAUGGAAGUCUUUCACCAGAUCCGGGACCCAAUUUCGAUUGGAGAUUGUUUAAUGGACAUUGACGACGCAGAUUUUCAAGCCGAUAUGAAGGUAUUGGAGGAGCAGCUGCAAAAGAUUCUGGGUUCCCAAGAGGGUCAACCGAAACUGCCUAAAGAUUAUAUGGAUACUUUGUUGAAAAUCGAAGACCCGUUCCGUCUUCAAACAAUCGUGCAGCAUAUUCCUGGCCCACUACAGAGCCAGACGUUACCACUUUAUGAACGCUUGCUGGUGCUACAAAAAGAUGAUCUCGCUGAACUCUCUAAGGUGCACACUCAAAUAGGGGUUGUACUUUACAAGUUGGGGGAUCUUGAAUUGACUCUACAGCAUCUACACAAGGCAUUGGAGUGUCGCCAAGAAGCUCUGGGCAGCGACCAUCCUCAGGUUGCAGCUACUUGCAUCCAUCUGGGCGCCUUGUACCGAACUGCGGGAGAUUUCGAAAAUUCGUUAAAAUAUAUGUUGCAAGCCGUCGAAAUUCAGGAAAAAGCGUUGGGAGAUGACCAUCCCGUCGUUGCAUCCAGCUACAACAACAUCGGCGCCUUGCACUAUCAGACCAACGAUUUUGCCAGGGCCAUUCGAGAGUACGAAAAAGCUCUCAAUAUUCACCUUAAAAACAAAGGCGAACUAGACCCAGAUACAGCUGGAACCUAUCAUAAUCUUGGUGUUGCUUGGAAGCAUUUAGGAGAUUACAACACGGCGCAAGAAAAACUUCUCAAGGCCCUGAACAUUCGCCAAGAGCAACACAAACAACAACAAAUACAAACUUCACAUGAUGAUAACGAACAGAAUGCGAAUACUAGUGGUCCACCUAUUGCUUCUGAUGUAGCAGUUAGCCAUACAACUUUGGGUCAACUUUACGCCGAAAUGGCCAAUUUUGAAGCCGCCAUGGAACAAUACGAAGCCGCAUUGGCCAUUCAACAACAGAUCCACGGACCCGACUCGCCGAUGACAGCGACGAGCCACAACAACAUUGGUGCUGUACACUAUGAGACAGGCAAAUAUUCUGAUGCCUUGGAGAUCUACCAGAAGGCUCUAGAUAUCUUGCGUGGCAAAGAACCAAAUCACCCAGAUGCGGCUGCCUCGUGGAAUAACGUUGGCUUGACGUAUCUAAAAAUGGGAGAAGCGGAGAAGGCUUUGGAACACCACCAGGAGGGGCUUCAAAUUUUGUCCAAUCUCUAUGGACCUAGACAUCCAAACCUUGCAACAACAAUUGGGAGCAUUGGGAAUGUUUACAAGGCACAAGAACAAUGGGAGAAGGCCUUAGGAGAGUACCAAAUAGCACACGAAUUGCUCGAAACAGCCCUGGGAACCUCGCAUCACCCCGACGUGGCAAGUUCCUUCAACAAUAUGGGAUUAGUCCUGAGUCACUUACCAGGUCGGGAAGCCGAGGCAUUGGAAAAGUACCGCUCGGCGUGCGAAGCGUUCGAAAAAUCCUUGGGUUCGGAACAUCCCCACGUUGGUUCCUGUAAGUUUAACAUCGCCCUUAUGCUUCAAUCCCAGGGGUCAAUUGAGGAGGCCAAAACCGAAUUUCAGGCAGCACGAGAUAUAUGGAAAACCCACUUUGGACCGGAGCACGUGCAUGUAGAAGCUGCGCAAAAGGGUGUGGACGAAUGUAGUUAAAAUGCAAGUUUGAAGCCAGCUAGCUAUAUACAUCGUAGAUUAUACCGCGAAGUACUACCUUGCAUAGUCUAAGGCAAUAGUAUUGUCCGGUAAAUUGUGUUUAAUUGUUUGAAAUUAGUAUGUUGAGUUGUGCUUCGAAUAUGCAUCCUUCUUCUCUUCAAUGUAGCGUAAUGAUACUAAAUUUUGUUUGGUGAGGAGCUUUUGCCAAGAAAGAUGAGAAAGUAAUGCAUUUCAUGACACUUUGAAUACAUGGUGGAUACGUACCGUAGGUCCUUAAAACGAGAACUGGAACUUUCAGCAUGAAAAUAAUUUAAACUGUAACUUUUUUCGAAGGCUGUUGUAAAAUUAAAUAUAAACUUACUUU